AAGUAGCAGGCGGGCAAUAGAAAAGUAACGGCAUGCGCUAUACAUCACAUCACGGCUUUUAGCAAGAUAAAACGAUCUAAAAGUACGAAGUGAGGCGUUGGAAACACGACGACGUAAAAACGGAGAGCUUUACAUUCACGUGAAGGAAAAUGGACCAGGUUCCAAACAUGUUUUGAAGGAUAACAGCGCCGCGUGCAUCUAAGCUAGCCUGCGCGUUAGCUGCGAUGCUAGCUUGCCCUCGUUUUUGUGAGUGGCUGAAGAGUAGUUAGUCGAGUGUGUGCCUUAAACCAGAAAUGUCCGGCUUUAACUUCGGAUCGGGGACUCUUGGUUCCACCAACCCGGGAGGCGGGUUUGCGUUUGGGACCGCAACCAGUGCGCCUCCAGCCAGUACUGGCGGCUUCUCUUUCGGCACUGCUCUGGGCACAGCAGCAGCGACUCCCAGUGCCGCCACCACCAGCACCACCCAGUCGCUGGGCCUCGGAGGCACUCUCUUUGCUCAGAAGCCGACAGGAGGAUUCUCUUUCAAUACACCUGCCUCAAGUGCUGCUGCGCCAACUCCUGGCCUCACAUUAGGUGCUCCAGCUACUGCUGCUGCGACCACAGGCUUUAGCUUGGCCUUCAAUAAGCCCACCGCCUCAGCAACACCCUUCUCCCUCACCACCAGCACCACCUCUUCGGCAGCCCCUCCCGGUGCCGGCUUAACAUUUGGUUCUGUCCUGACGUCGACGGCCCCACAGCAGCCCUCUGCCUCGGGUUUCACCCUCGGUCUGGGUGGCACAACAACCACUGCAGCAGCCUCAACCAUCCCAUCGCUGGGUGGUGGGCUGUUUUCUAACACUGUAUCCACAGGUCUGGGUCAGACGGCUCUUGGAGGAGGCGCUGGCUUAACGUUGGGCUCGCUGUUAGCUACCUCGACUGCGGUAACGGCUGCCCCCGCUCCAAGUGUCGGCCUGGGUGGGAUCGACUUCAGCACGUCCUCCGAGAAUAAAAGUGAUGCAUCAUCUGGAACCAAUGCACAGGACAGUAAAGCUUUAAAAGAUGAGAACCUACCCCCAGUUAUUUGUCAAGAUGUUGAAAACUUUCAGAAAUUUGUAAAAGAGCAGAAACAAGUUCAGGAGGACAUAAGCCGUAUGUCAUCGAAGGCUAUUUCCAAAGUCCAAGAGGACAUCAAUAGCCUCAAACAGCUUCUGUCUGUGAGUGCCAGCGGGCUGCAGCGCCAGGCUCUAGCCAUCGACAAACUGAAGCUGGAGACCGCACAGGAGCUGAAAAAUGCUGACAUAGCACUGCGAACACAAAAGACGCCUCCCGGACUGCAGCAUGAGAACACAGCUCCUUCAGAUUAUUUCCGGAGCCUGGUGGAGCAGUUUGAGGUGCAGCUGCAGCAGUACCGGCAGCAGAUAGAGGAGUUGGAGAAUCACCUGACCACACAGAGCAGCGGCUCCCACAUCACACCUCAGGAUCUGACCUUGGCCAUGCAGAAGUUGUACCAAACAUUUGUCGCUCUGGCUGCACAGCUUCAGUCUGUCCAUGAAAACGUCAAGAUUUUGAAGCACCAGUACCUUUCAUACCGCAGAGCCUUUCUGGAAGACUCUACGGACGUCUUCGAGUCCAAACGUGCGUCGGCCCGGAAAUGGCAGAGCGUGCCGCGAGUCACAACCGGGCCCGCCCCGUUCUCCAGCGUGCCCAACGCUGCAGCCGUGGCCAUGGCCGCCACGUUGACCCAGCAACAGCAGCCAACUCCAGGGACCCAGGCACCCUUGGGGGCAGGGUUUGGAAACCCCUUUGCCUCUGCGGUGGGCAGUAGCUUGGGCUCUUCCGCCCUCGGAGGUUUUGGUGGUGGGCCAGGAUUUGGUGGGGUGGGCACUGGGGGUUCUUCUUUUGCCUUCUCCUCCACCAGUAAGCCCACAGGAGGCAGUCUGAGUGCAGGUUUCGGUAGCAGCAGCAGCUCAGGCUUUAACUUCAGCAACCCCGGCAUCAACCCGUCGGCCGGCCUGACCUUCGGCGUGUCCACCCAGGCCCCCGCCGGCUUCGCCACGGGAGCGCCCCUGCUCCAGCUGAAGAAACCCCCCGCGGGCAACAAGAGGGGCAAGAGAUAGGAGUGGGAAAGGACACGAGCGUGUGACACAGCCGCUGAGCAGCUUUUAGCGUUUGGAGCAAGCGAGGCAAAGGCCUCCCAGAAGCAUGCAAGCAGCACCGGAACGCCCGACGAGACUGGAAAAACCUUCCGACUACAGCACAGAGUUACUGAGUAAAUACCACUGGGGGAAACGCUUUCUUCAACCCACCAGCACCAUCUUUCUCUCUGGUCUGUAUUAAUUUGAUUCACAGCUUUCUCUUUCAUCCUUCACAGUGCUUGGGUUUUUUGUUUCGGAUUAUUUAGUCGUUUUUAUUGCCAACUGAGACAGAUGUAUCUUUUGAGGAAACCUGAAAUUGUUUCAGGAAGAUGGGACCAAACCAAUGCUGGAGACAGCUGCUUGACAGAAAAGGAUGAAAUAUUGGUUGUUUAUGUAACCGGAAGUCAAAGUGUAUUUGUGUUUGUCCCGUUUCUUUGCCUGCACUCUCUGAUUUCUGUGCUUUGUUCUUUUGGGAAAGCCAGUCAAAUACAAAGCAGCAGAUUGUUAAAUCGUGAGAUGAGAGUCACAUUAUUUGUCCCUCCGCAGCUGAUUUUUUUUGGGGGGGAACUGCAGUGGAGUAUCCCUCAAGUUAAUGACUUGACCCAAGUCUUGUCCAGAAUAGGCUUAGGGAAGGUAAAGGGAAGGAAAGUUAUGAGAUGACGGGUGUUUGUGUAGAGCAGAGUUCCUGGCUGAAGGUGUCAACAGGCGAUAUAUAAUCCUGAUUUUAUUAGGCACAGGAAGGUCCGGGGUGGGUAGUCGGGGAAGUUUUAUUUUUAUAUCAAGUAGAGGAAGAGAUGGCUUUGGGGAGGGGUAGAAGGGGACAGUACCAUGGGACGGUCCAUUAUUAAAGUCCACAUAACCUGUGGUGGUGUUUUUUUCUUUCUUUCUUUUUUUUUUUUCUUCCAUUAUUACUUCAGUCCAUCCUUAUUGUUUCAUAAUUACUUUUAGACACUCUUUGUUUGCCCUUGUGUACCGUUGUAAGAACCUGUGAUAAGAAAUGCUGUGCUCUUUGUUUUACAUGGCCCCAUUCGGUGUUGCAUUUGUUGAAUCUGAAAGGGAGUUCCCAAGCAUCCUCUGCUCGACUUCGAUCUCAUACUUGUGCUCGGAACAACUUUGCACUCGCCAUUGUACGUGACCUGACAGUGAUUGUGUGAAUGUGCAUGUCCUACUAUUGCACAAGUGCAAAUUUGUCUCUCUGAUCUGUCAUUCAUGCUUCUUUGGAGCAUCAGAGAUGGCUUAAGGGGAUAUUCUUAUUUUUAAGAAAGGAGGAAAAAUAAAAAGUCCAUGUCUCUUCAGUUACCAACUCCUGGCUGUAUUGUUGUUUUCUAAUCACAGUCUGUUGAAACGUGUAUUUUCAAGAUGCUGAUUAAUAAUAAAAUCUUCCACCCGA
This is a messenger RNA of Salarias fasciatus (jewelled blenny), 3504 nucleotides long. RefSeq names its product nucleoporin 58 (gene nup58). The transcript has 14 exons. NCBI's taxonomy places the organism in Eukaryota, Metazoa, Chordata, Actinopteri, Blenniiformes, Blenniidae. The record is from RefSeq and is a predicted model, not a curated record. Gene Ontology annotation, biological process: nucleocytoplasmic transport. Gene Ontology annotation, molecular function: structural constituent of nuclear pore. Bases 294 to 2096 code for a protein of 600 amino acids. Gene Ontology annotation, cellular component: nuclear pore.